AUGAACUGCCAUCAAGUAUUAAGUGGCGCCUGUAAUUCAGGAGAUCAAUGUUUUGCUGUCGGUUCAGUCGAGGGUAUACCUUUCACAGCAUAUGCUGCGGGAUGUAACAUAGUUAUACUGGCAUCUAAUUUUGAAAGAGUGCAGAUAAUACCUGGUGCUAUACAUGGCUAUGUACGCAUAGGAUCUCUAGAUUGCAGUACAGACACUGGAAAGAUUGCUGCUGCAUAUGGUGCAGAAGUUUGCAUAUUUGAACCUACACCAUUGAUUCAUACAGCUGCUACAACCCAUGGUUUGGAGUAUCGGUGGGUGCAAACCGGUAAACUAGUUGCCGACGGACCGAUCACAGCCCUCUCGUGGAACCUUGAAGGCACUCGGCUGUUGACUGGAGGAAAGAUCUUGCAACUUUGGCACCAAGCGUCACUUUAUCAGGAGGAUAGCCAACCAAAUUCUGGUGUAACCUUUCAAAUCGGCGGCAGCGACAAGGACGAUAAACCUAAACACCAAGAAGAUGAAGAACCUGGUUGGAUCUGCGUGUGGCGAUGUCACACGGCCACGCCUGCCCAUCACCUUGCAUUCUCUCCAGACGGCGUACUGUUCGCUACAUCUGGCAUCAACGACAGGCUAGUUAAGAUCUGGUACCAGAAUAAAGUACUUGUACAAACACAUGGAGAGCAUUCGCCGACUGAAUUGAACUACACAUUCAUCUAUGUCGCACAUCCGCGUGCUGUCACACAUCUAUCAUGGCGGAAAACGAGCAAAUAUAUGCCCAAGGGGAGCGUGGGAAAUGUUCUGGUGACGUCAUGCGUGGACAAUAUUUGCCGCGUGUGGACGGAGACGCUGCUGCCGGAGGACGAGUGGGGCGGAGGGUGCGUGACGUCACACUCGCGGUCUCCACCGCGGCGGCAACGCGCCACGCACAGACACAAGCACCGCUUCAUGCAGCGCUUAAAGCACAUGAAGACAUGCUUCCAUAUCCGACGGAACGCGCAGUCGUCAAAGACACCUGGUGCACCCAUACCUACUCUGCCUUCCACAUACAGCGCUCACGACUUUCACAAUCCGUACCACGCUAGUUCCUACACUGGAGGUCUGCAUUUCCACUUGGCGGCUUCAAUAAAUGCGGAGACAGAUAUCCCUCUGGUGCCCUCGCUGGCGGGCGGCGGGCGUUUUAUACUGCACUGGCUGCACAACAAAGAGAUGCACUUCACAAGCCGAGCUGAGGCUAUAUUGCACGACCUUACUAAAAAAGUGUUAGAUAAGGAAGAUACUGAUGAAGGGUCAGGCUCUGAUCCUACUCAUCCGGAUGGAGAUAAUGAUACAACUAGCGGUAACCACAGUCACCCCAGUUUGUCGAAUACGACAUCUAUAAACUCAAUAGCUACGGACGUUACGUGUACUCACCUGCCGGACUCUUUAGACGCUAAGAUCGAGUCCCUACUGCGUGAUUGGCAUCAAAGCCCGGACCUGCUUUUCUCCAUACACCCCGUCGAUGGCAGCUUUCUCAUAUGGGUAUGCGAGUGGCUGGACGAGCUGCAGGCGGGCGCGAUCCGGCAGGCGCAGGUGUCGUUCUCGGCGCGGAUUCCGGCCGCGUUUCCGUUGGGAGACGCGACCACUAUGUGCACGCCGGCUGCCUUAUACCACGCCGCAGCACAACCGCUCUACGUACGACACCGGACCAAGCCGCAGGUUCCCGGACAACAACAGCAUCCGGAUGCAGUAACUACUCCGCUGGCGAGUGUACAAGAGGAAAAAGAAGAAAAUGAAUGGCCACAAAAUGAAGAACAAACUGAGCCAAAGGAAAAUGGUCCAUUGGAGGAAAAUAACAACGAGAUGCAACGGAAAACGAGUGUGGUCGCUGAGGACUCGUCGGAGAAUCAGGAGGGUGUGCUGGAUUCCGCACCAGUCAUAUCGAUGGUCACAAAUCAUACUAACGGAACAUUAAAUUUAUGGCAGCUUACAUUUGAUGAUAAGUCGAAGUUUUCACAAGUAUUAUCCAUAGGACACGCGUCGAGAGCAUCUGGUCACAGGUUUAGGGUCAACGACAUCACAUGCCAUCCAGUAUUACCACUGUUGCUGACAACCAGUCAUCACAAUAUAUCGGAUAGUGAAAGGGAAAACCAGAAAGUAGAUGAAGACACAGCAGCUGGCGGCCUGUGUUCCGAGUUAAUAAUGUGGCGAGUGGAAUGUGUGGGUCCACUCGGCAAGUCGGGCGGCGUGUCAGAACUGGCGCGAGUUAACUCGCCCCAUUUAUCCGCCUUUAGCAACGUCGCUUGGUUACCGACACUCCUGCCCAGCACAACUCUGGGCAACUUGUCAAAUUCGCCGUCAGCGUGCUUCGUGGCCAGUGACGGCGAAAGUCUGCGCGUGUUUCAAGCUGUUAUUGACGCUCGCACACUACUCGCCGAAAUCGCCACUUCCGAGCGCCGUCAUACCGAUGUAAUGCAACAACACGACACAAUGUCGCUAUCAUCUGAGUCAACAUUAGAAGAGGGAGGUAUACCACUCCACGACCGCAUCAAGAUAGUUUCGCAACAGUCGACUGCAAGGCCUGGCGCCAUCAUACAGCUACAUGCAAUUGCAGACGCGACGCACGAUUGGCACAACACACAACUACUGCACGUGUUCCAGGAACAACUUAUUACUGGUGAACGCACAGCACCUAAUAAUGAGAAUUUAAACACUGCUGGAGAUAAUUCAGAUGUUCAUACUAUCACUGAAGCUGGUCUUGAAGCAAUAGUGGACUUGCGGAAAGCAGCAGUUUUCAAUGAACCUUUUUACAUCGUGGUAUUGGAGAGGACCGACGGCGGAUCGACAGUACAUAUGUGGAGGCUUACCGUCUCGUCACAAGCAGAUCCUGCAGAGGACUUCACGAACAGUAUGAUGUACGUACCAGACAGCGCUUUAGUGCAAGAGGAGGAGGGAGAAUCGCGCAAGAACUCCGUUUCGAUGGACCAAGACCGAGCACCUACCGCACCUACACCACACUCGUAUCUUUCUAUAUCUACUAAAAAGGUGUGCGAGUGUCCACUGUCGCUGCCGGAAGCAGUGGAUGUGAUCCACGCCACACCGGCCGCCGGCCACUUGAGUUCGGCUUCCAUCUACCCGGCCUGCCUCGCUCCGUACACCCUCGCCACUGCUUGCUCUGACAACACCCUUAGAUUCUGGAAAUGUCACGUGACGAAGAAUGAUAACGAUGAAUUUGAUUACACAUGGAAGGAGUGGGAAAUGAUGAAUAAAGAUCAAGAAUCUACUAUAGACACACCUGGUCAACCCCUUCACAUUAGUGCUGCAUACUCAGGCCGUAUAGCAUGCGCGUAUAAAUGCGGGAAAUCUUUCACUCGACCCAAGGGCAACGCGACCACCAACAAUAAUUCAAACGACGCGCGUUUUGUGAACUUGUGCGUUUGUGUUUACGAGUGUGAGAGCACCGGUGGCGCCGAGUGGUUACUCGAGGACACGAUACCGCUGAAAAAUGUCAGCCUGCCGAGGGUUGGAGUUUGCACUGACACGCAAAUUGAUCUAUCUUACUUACACGAUACUUCGUUUAUGCAGAAAAAACAGAGAUUGACUCAGGUUCUUCAAACGCUGUCUUCCGAGGAAAGGAGCAACAGUCGCAACGGAGAAGGUGAUACAGGAAAAUCCGCGGGUCUGCUCGCUGUACCUUCGUUUAGCACGCUGCAAUCACUUCGAAAGAGUAUUAUGGAGAAUGGUAACACUUGCCCUCUGACGCAGAAGCAUCUAGUCCAGCUUGACUGGGUGUCGAAGGAGGACGGGUCGCAUAUACUCACGGUCGCUGUUGGCUCUAGAGUAUUGUUGUUUACACCAGUCUCAAGUGAUCUCGCACAAGCGAACUUAAAGGCAAUGAAAGAAUCCAUAAACAACAAUCGUCCAAUCCUUCGCAAGGCAUCUUCACUCGCUGCGCCAUUAUUCAUCGAGGAAAUUCGUUGGAUGCAGCUACGGAGAAUUGAACUAAAAACUGCCGAUGGAUUACCUCCAUUGCCAAUGCAGAUUUCGUGGGUGCGUGAUGGGAUACUCGUGGUGGGCAUGGACUCAGAGAUGCACGUUUACUCACAGUGGAAACCCGAAAACUCACAGACGUCAUCAGGACAAUUUGGUGGACAGGAGAUAGAAGAAGGUGGUGAAUCUCGAGCACUUCGCGAUUCAGACCUGCGUGUGUCCGCACCCCAUCUGCAACGCGUGUCAUCCAUCAACUUGCAGUUGCUCGAACGUGAUGCACGUAGACGCAACAAAACUCAGCCUGAUCAACCACAGCCACUAUUGGAUUAUAUGCCGGACUACGGUCUGUUCGAGGCGUCACAGAUGGCAUGUCCAGUGUUACCGCAAUACCACCCUAAACAGCUAAUGGAAUUAUUGAACAGCGGCAAAAUCAGAUGGGUCAAGGCUAUACUCGCACAUCUUGUCAGAUGUAUCGGGGGAUCAUAUACGGGUAGAAGUUCACAAGGUGACGAAGACAGCUUAUCCAGACAGCGUGGCUGGUCGCGCUCACGCACGCUCUCCGUAUCUUUCGCCGCUGGCGCGGGCUCGCCGCUAGAUGGCGUCACACAGAUUACAGAAGAUGUGCAGUUAGAUUAUGCAGAGUUAACCUCAGUGCCGCCGCUACCUCUCUGGACAUUGCUUGUUGCUGAUAAAGAAUCGCCACAUCAUCCGUCCACUAUACAGGAAGCUAAGGAUUAUAAUGAGCUAUUUGAAGGAACGAUGGAUACAGAAGACGAUUUAGAUGCCUUACUGCUGGGCGAAGAUGAAGGUGUUGAUCGACGGCCAUCGAUGCCGGAAAGACAACCGCUUUCACACUUUGGACCUAGACAAGGUCGUAUCCUCUCCCGAUUGUUGACCCACACACACCUUCCUGGGCUAAGUUCUCUGGAUCAGAUGCAUUUACUUGCACUGGCCGAUACCGUGUCUACUUGCGACGCAGAUUUCGCUGAACGCUUCGCCACUAAUGCCAAAGUGGAUGUCGCUCAGGGAACUGGACAUGAAGUAUUGCCUGAUUCUCUUGACGACUGCGGCCUGCGUUUCUUGCUAGCUAUGAAACACUACGGGUACCUACUACGAUGCUUGCCUAUCGCGCAGCGCGCAACUUUACAACGUACGGGAGUAGGGACAUGUAACCUUGUGUGGGCAUUCCAUUCAGAGACACACGAGCAACUGCUCGCCCUAGUACCGGGGUAUGCUAAGGGACAACCCAAAUGGAGCACUAUGAGAGAACUGGGCGUUGGUUGGUGGGUCAGAGGCGAUUUACUUCGAACCUGUAUGGAACGUCUCGCUUGUGCGGCGUUCAAACAGAAACAAGAUCCCCUCGAUGCGGCCCUGUACUACCUGGCUAUGAAGAAGAGGAUGCUGUUAUGGGGCCUGUUUAGGUCGCAGCGAGACGAAAGGAUGACCGCGUUCUUUGCAAAAGACUUCACUGAAGAUCGUUGGCGUAAAGCUGCUCUAACUAAUGCUUACGUUCUUCUGGGUAAACAACGUUUCGAACAUGCCGCCGCAUUCUUCCUUUUAGGCGGCGCUUUGAAAGAUGCUUUGGAGGUAUUGAUUACAAGAUUAGGAGAUUUGCAACUAGCAAUGGUUGUCGCACGACUAUACGAAUCCGACAGCAUUUUACCGGCGAGCUUGAAGAAAUUGCUUAUGGAUGAGAUAUUAGGUGGGGAGACAGAAGACGGGGAAAUAAUACUAGAGCGCGCACAUCCAGACCCGUUCGUGCGUUCAAUGGCCCUUUGGGAAUUAAAACGAUACGGUGAAGCUUUGGACACGCUACUGAACCCAGCCGGACGUUUGCACGCCGCGAGGGAUAACGAACCUACGCCCAGCGUGUUCAACUUCUAUGUGUAUCUACGGACUCAUCCGCGGCUGAAACGACACAACUUGCCCAGUCAGGGCGGAACAUUAGCGCUAUUGCAACAAGAGGCAGAAGAAGGAAUAACUCGCUUGGAACGGCGUCUGUAUUUCCAAACCGCGCACGGACACUUCAAGGCGGGCUGUCCGGCGCUCGCUCUGGAAGUGUUGUCGAAGUUGCCGGCCCGGAUACGCGACGAGAAGCAACGCCAGCCGGUCUCUGUGCCGUCCGUCGACGAAACCGUCAUACAUACCGGCCAACUGGUCGAACAAACAGUCAAAAAAGAAGAAGAAUCUCAGGAUUGGGGAGCACCUACCGAGGAUGUAGACUGGGGAGCUCCCGUUAGUUCAACGAAAAAUGAUGAACUGGUUCUUACCUGGGACGAUGACGACGAUAAAGGCUCUGGUGGUUCUGGUGCUUCAACCCCACCGUUAGAAAUGAAGAUGGACAAGAAAGAGGAACCGUUAGUUAAUGGGGAAGUAGAGAAAGAAAAGGAAUCAGAGGAAAUAGUAUCUGUUGAUAUAAUGGCGCAACAGCUCAAAUUUGUGGCUUGCUUGAAGAUACUGAUGGAGGAAUUGAGCACUCUGGCCACUGGAUUUGAAGUAGAUGGCGGGCACCUGCGGUACCAGCUGUACAUCUGGCUGGAGCGCGAGGUGGAGGCGCUGCGGCGGCUGUGCGGGUACAGCGCGGGCGGCGGCGGCGGCGGCGGCGGCGGCGGCGAGCUGGUGUGCGCCGACGCGGAGCCCGCGCCGCUGCCCGAGCGGCCCACGCUGCACCAGCUGCUGCUGCGAGAGAAGGCCGACUUCGAGGCCAAGGUGCAGCGCGCCGUGCGCCGCAAGCGCUGGCUCAAAGCCAAUGAAACACUUCUUCGUACAUUGCUAUCGUACUGCUCGCUACACGGUGCGGGCGGCGGCGGACUGGCCUCUGUCCGGAUGGAGUUAAUACUUCUGCUACAAGAACUGGGGCAAGACAAACAACACCAGCAGCUACUGUCGCCGUUACCAUUCCCAACUACACUGCCACUCUUGGCUGCCGCUGUGGCGACUAACAAUACAGUAGUCGCUGACCCAGUCAGACAUCUGCAGUCGAUGGCACACGACAUGUUAGGGACGACGGGAGAACUUGGCAUCCCUGGAGGGUCCGCAACUCGCAUUCUUCACACGCUGAGGGAACUGUCCGUGGCACUCUCCGCCUGUAUCUACCAAAGUCUGUGCGACUCAGAUACGUUCAGUCUCAAGCAUUCGCCGCAUCACGACAGUAUUAUAGCGGAAACUCCCGGUACAGCCAACUUACUUCCGCGACAGAGACGUCAUUCAGUAGAGGAACUCGUAGUUACUACCAUUCCAAGCAAAUGGCCAGGCGUGUCGGCGCUGCGCGGGCUGGCGCUGCGCGCGGCGGAGGAGGAGGACUCGCCGCGGCUGGCCGUGCUGCUGGCGGAGGCGUUCGUGGCGGCGCACCUGGCGCUGCUGGGCUGGGCGCUGGCGGCGCGCGACGCGCACCUGCUGUACCGGCUGGCCGCGCACGAGCCUGACGCGCGCGCGCACGCCCGCCUCUUCGGAGGCGGAGUGCGGCGCCUGCUCACCACCGCGCCCGCUACGCCCCCGCAGCCGAAACUAAUUGAACGUACGGAGGGCACAUCGGUUUGGUCAUCACUCCGUGAUAAACGCAACCUUCUGAACAUGCGUAUAUUAGGACUAGGCCCUGCAGCACCACACAAGAAUAUACAAGAAGGGCGGCCGACAUUCCGGGAGCAGUUUGUCCCACCGCAGUGCAGUAUACUUACAUAUCUGCUAACAAAGCCAACACCAGAACAAGAUCCUGACAAUAAUGACUACGACUCGGCGGAAUCUGGCGCGGAGGAUGCAGACGAGAGUGACAGCGAUAUCGACGACGAUGAUAUCUUUAAUACUAACACCACUACUAAGAGUGAGAAACGUCGCAAGUGCGCGAACUUGGAACACUCCGAUCCAGAUUCGUACUCGUGGUACGUGAUGCGUGUGGCUGUGCUACGACUCGCGCAACAGAAACUGCAACAUUUUCUGCAACUCUGCGGCAUCGAAAUGUCAGAACUUGCAACAACAAGUCCUACUGUGCACGCGGCUUUGCGUCGAGUGGACCAAUGGCAGCAACAGCUUACAGAAACACUAGAAUCACGAGCCCCACCACCAGAUUUCAUUCCUGGUUGCUUCCCUGAGCAACAGACAACUGGGCCGCCUAUAAAUAAAUACAGAUGCCUACUAGAAAAACAUAAUACACCAUUCAACUCGGCUUUGUAUAGUGCUGCACCAGCGAGACGAUUGUGGUCUUAUCUCGUACGACAAGAACCCGUCCAAGAGCUGUUCAUCCGCGCGGUGUUCUCCCGGCGGCGCGGCGUGGCGGCGGCCUGCGACGCCGCCCCGGGGCUCCCGCCGCGGACCCACGACGGCCUGCAGAGCCCCGUGCGCAUCAUACACAAGGAGCAGGACUCCAUCGCCGCCUUCUGUCUCAAUAGGGUGGGCGGCGGUCUGCUGGCGGUCGCGACCGCCCGUGAAGUGCAGGAGAUGGACAUGGACGUGUCGCUGCUGCUGCGCGGCGACGUCAGCUGGGCCGAGGACGAGUGCGACGUCGACCUCAUGGGGCUCGCCACCGACCCCGCCACGCUACCCGACACUGGCUUCCUGCUCAUACAGCACCAGGACCGACCAAACAACGGUUCGAUACCGGGGACCGGGAACACUUCGCCACUAAGUACCAACGCACCACAGAUUCCCGUUGGUAUGGCCAGUCAGACCGGACGCGGUGCCAGCGUUGUGAAGGGCCUGCAGUUCCCGGGUUGCCACGACCCGAAAUACUGUCGCCUGGUGCUGCACCGCUCGAAGCUUCUCAUGAAACCGGUGCUGAAACACAAAAUAGACAAUAUCAAACGAAUGGCAGCACAUCCCACACAACCAUUGUACCUGACGGGCGGCGCGGACGGGUCGGUGCAGCUGUGGGAGUGGGGGCACACGUCGUGCGUGUGGUCGCCGCGCGCGCCCGGGGCCUUCGCCAAGGUGACUCGCGUGCGGUUCUCGGACUACGGGAACAAGUUCGCGGCCUCGGACGCGGACGGCAACCUCGCCAUGUGGCAGCUGCAGCCCUCCGCGCAGCCCGACCGCCCCCACCAGCCGCAGCACGCGCAGCACGCGCAGCACGCGCAGCCCCACCAGGCGCAGGCCUCCGCUAGACCAUUCUUUACCCACCAAUGUCAUAGUAAAGGAAUAAGUGAUUUUGUAUUCCUAGGCUCUUGCAGUUUGGUAGCAACAGCUGGACACAGUUCGGAGAGUAAAAACGUUGCGAUAUGGGAUACAUUAAUGCCAACCAAAAAGGCGUUGGUAGUUUCGUGGACGUGCCACGAGGGCGGCGCGGCGUGCGUGGCGUGGGCGGGCGGCGCGCUCGUGUCGUGCGGCCGCCGCGGCGACGUGCUCGUGUGGGACGUGCGCGCGCGCGCGCCCCGCCACAAGCUGCACGCGCACCACGCGCAGAUCAAGUGCCUCGCGCUCUCGCCGCGCGAGGACAUCUACGCGGUGGGCGCCGCCGACGGCGACAUCAAGGUGUUCUCAUUGGCCACCCAUCAAUUACUCUACACGUUCGCCGGGGAGCAUGCACGUAGUUCGUUCUUCAAGAACAUCGGUCAAGGCGUCACGCAAAUACAUAUUGAUAAUGCCGGACGACUGUUUUCGUGUGGCGCCGACGGUACUAUGAAAGUUCGCAAGCUACCGGAAAGAGACACACCGUCGCUCCACCACCACCAGUAUUGACUUCAUAUUAAUCAAUUAAAUUGAACCCGGUACGAUCCAAUACUAGCAGUUACUCAUUUCAACUUGUUUCAAAAUUAUUAAUCGUAACCUGGUCAUUUGUAUGUAGAUGAGUAAGUGACGGAUGAGAGUUGAGUUCGACGGUGGAAAGCCACCAAACAGAUGUACCCUUGUGAUGUAUUCGAUCGUUGUUGCUAUUCAAAUUUAGUAUAAUAAUUAUACGCCGUUAGACUAGUCACUGUAUAGGCGAUGUUGUAUCUUAUAUUAUAUUUAAAAUGUUAUUGAAUCUUUAGUUAUUUUUCUAGCGUGAAAUAUAUGCUAUUUUUAUCAUAAACUUGUAGAAAAAUGUAAACAAUAAUUUAUUUAUUUGCACUCGCUGUUAGUAGACGUAUUCGGUCCCACGGCGGUGGCCGGCCUAAAUUAACGUUAUGUAU
Achroia grisella is the source of this 10058-nucleotide messenger RNA. RefSeq names its product dmX-like protein 2 (gene Rbcn-3A). The coding region runs from base 1 to 9627 and encodes 3208 amino acids. NCBI's taxonomy places the organism in Eukaryota, Metazoa, Arthropoda, Insecta, Lepidoptera, Pyralidae. Gene Ontology annotation, biological process: vacuolar acidification. The record is from RefSeq and is a predicted model, not a curated record. The transcript is spliced from 62 exons. Gene Ontology annotation, cellular component: RAVE complex. Gene Ontology annotation, molecular function: protein binding.